UUCAAUAGAAGCAAUGCAGCAAGAAUGCAGCUUUUGCAUACAUUGAAAAUGUUCUAUACAGUAUCUUUCUUUUCUGAGUUGUUUUCUGAAUGAAGCCUCAGCAGUUAAAAGGUAUGCAAGCACUGCCUUUUUCUCUCCGAGUUGUGUGUGUGUGUGUGUGUGUGUGUGUGUGUGUACAAGAUGUUGCAGUUGUGUUGUAUGAUCCGCUAUAAUUUUUAUUACACCAGAGACCAACCCGCUUUUUUGUCUGCGGGCCUGCAGUACACACCUUGCACACUAGAUGGCCCUACUAGCAAGUUAUGUGCUUCAUUCCCAUUGCUUGGGUAUUCUGAAAAACAGCACGCAACAUAUUUUUGGAAGUCAAUUUAAAUAAAAAAAUAUUGCUGAGCAUGAUUUCCGUCCAUUCGAUUUGCUCCUGCUUGAUUAAUGACCCCGGUGCGGCUUUAGAUAUCAAGAGGUUAAAAUGAUGGGCCGAUUUUGUGAAUGGAGCACUUUGUGACUAAAGAAUGACGUCACUGGAGUGCCAUAUACCUUAUCAUUGUGCCAGAAGCCGGGUUGGCUGCCGAUUGGCUGGCUGGUGGAGUCGGGCGAUGUGGUUGGUGGACUGGAGAUAAUUAAACACCUACACAGUCAAUGGUCAAACAUUAGUGGCGGAUAUAUAGGCUUGCGCUUUGUAGCUCCACACGACAGAACCAAGAGUUGGUGUACAAGUUGGAAGAAGCCUUCAUCUUGCUGCUGCCUUGGCAGAAAGGUCUAAUAUUCGAGGGCACCAUGGUUGUGUUGAAGAUCUCGGCUCUCCUUGUCGCCUAUGCCCUGGUCAUCUGCCAGAUGUACUGCUCACACGCUGCCCCUGUCAGACCCGGUUUGGAGUCCAUGACGGACCAAGUCACGCUCACGGACUACGAGACCCGGCGGUUGCUCAACGCCAUGGUCAAAGAGUUCAUGCAGUUGACUGCAGAGGAGCUGGAUCAACAAGUGAACGAUGGGAACAGCCUGGACAGACCCAUGGCCAAGCGCUGCUCCAAUCUGAGCACGUGCGUGCUGGGCAAGCUGUCGCAGGAGCUGCACAAGCUGCAGACGUACCCCCGCACCGACGUGGGGGCCGGCACGCCCGGCAAGAAGCGGAGCCUGCCGGAGGGGGGGCACCCGGCGAGCUACUGGGAAACGCUUGACGGCAACUAGACAGCCCCCCCCUCCACCCCCCCUUCCUCUUCCUCCUCCUUCUCCUCCUCCUCUGCUGCCGUUGACUUGAAACCCUUGAUGCAUGUGGAUCUUGGCUGCUUGAUUGACUCCCAGGAAAGAUGAUUGCAAGCCCCCCGUCUUCAGUUUCCCUCUUUCUUUUCAUUUUUAAGUCGCCCCCCCCACCCCCCUCCCCCUUUUCGGCAGAGAACGAUGAGAGCAUAAGACAAUCAAAACGAAUUAGAUUUAUUCUGAGCUGUAUACUGUAUACAUUCUCUUUUCAAAGGUCCUGCUCAUUCAUAUCCACCUUCAUCUUUGACAUGUGACUUGGUGACAGUGUUGCCCUGAUACUCUCGCUAAUACGGUUCUGCUCUCGGUUCAGCUACAGGAAAUAUUGUCGAAUGCAUUUUUUUGACCCUGCUCGCAGGAAUUUGCCUCAAUUUCCUUUUUUGUUUCUGAUUAUUUUCUCUUGUAAAAGUGACAUCACGAUUUUUACUGAAUAUAACAAAUCAGAGUAUUCCAGUUGACAGCAUAUAACUAAAUAUUAAUGAGCUGUUACAGCACCUUCACAGUAUGAAUGUUAAAUUCACCACAGGCAUGUAUUCAAAGUCUCUGAAAAAUGUUAUAGAGGGAUUAAAUGUUCCAACACCUUUGCUUUGAAAGAUAAGCACCUUUACUACACACUGCUUGGUUUUUCAAUUGGAUGUAAGACUCUUGAGCAGGACCUUUAAAAACCUGAAAGACCCAACACAGUAAUAACAUUAUGAAUUAUAAUAAAUGCUUCUUUCACGCGUGACUAUGUUUCUUGUCUAAUAAACUUAUUUUUUUACCAGGAAAUCUUUUCCCCCUUCCGUUAUUCAACAGCAAUUACAUUAUUACUGAAUAAAUCCUACUCUCUUAUGAUGUCUGGAGCAGGUCCAUAUUACGUUAUAAUAUGUGAGUUAUAAUAGUACACUGUUUUCUCAUCGUUCUCCAAGUGAUCUCAAGGUAAGAUAUCUGACAGCUUGAACAAUGGCUGUCAUCAUCUCUGUUUGGAUUUUUUUUAAAAAGACACGCAUUUGUAAUGAAGGCAUAUUUAUUUGUGUCAGGCUGUUGGUGAGCGGUGCAGCGCUGUACACGUGAUUUACCGUGUUCUGGCGCCGAUGAUCAAUGUGUGGAGUGAACUGUCCCUCUCUCCCGAAGCAGUGUGACGGCUCAGAAGCGCGCCUGCAACACAGCCACGUGCGUCACUCACCGCCUCGCCGACUUCCUCAGCCGGUCGGG
This is a messenger RNA of Scleropages formosus (Asian bonytongue), 2442 nucleotides long. Its product is annotated as calcitonin-1-like. Gene Ontology annotation, biological process: adenylate cyclase-activating G protein-coupled receptor signaling pathway; regulation of cytosolic calcium ion concentration. Gene Ontology annotation, molecular function: hormone activity; calcitonin receptor binding. Gene Ontology annotation, cellular component: extracellular region. The record is from RefSeq and is a predicted model, not a curated record. Bases 772 to 1182 code for a protein of 136 amino acids. Lineage: Eukaryota; Metazoa; Chordata; Actinopteri; Osteoglossiformes; Osteoglossidae. The transcript has 4 exons.